This is a messenger RNA of Pisolithus orientalis, 1902 nucleotides long. RefSeq lists its product as uncharacterized. The record is from RefSeq and is a predicted model, not a curated record. The coding region runs from base 105 to 1649 and encodes 514 amino acids. Lineage: Eukaryota; Fungi; Basidiomycota; Agaricomycetes; Boletales; Pisolithaceae. The transcript has 2 exons.
ACCGAGACGCGCGCCACGAAAGUUGAACGCUCCUGUCUACGUUCACUCUACUGCACCUAUCAUUGGCUCUCAUUUUGAAUACGCUUGCUAGAAUAACUCGUACCAUGGGCAAGGCAAUGGCAUACGUUGUAACCGUAGGCACGGAGCCUGGCGUUUAUGACACGUGGAUCGAAGCUUCGUGGAAGAUUCGGGGUGUUCAAUAUCCCGUAUACCAGGGUUUCCCAACCAGAGAGGAAGCCGAACGAGUGUUCCAAGCAGCGUUGGCAAGAGGAGAGGUUAUGGCCGUUUCAUCUGUUGGGGGUAAAAGCAGAAAGAAACAUACGUCCACGAAAGCCGCUGUCAAGCAAGAGAAAUCACCUCCGUCCCCGGUGUCAUCCGAGAUAUCGCUGUUAAUGACACCUAACACGAACGCGAAGGAGACAUACUCAUUCACGCAACGAGGGGUAAUUCCCUCUCCUCCUCCUUCUCCCGUUGGCAGGUUGCACAGAACGUCAAGGGGGAGUUCAAUCUCGACACCGCCCUCUCCAUCGACAGAGGUCACGCAACAUGGGACGGUAGAUAAGGACACGCCUUCAGCUUAUGUUAAGUGGAUUUCACCAGGGACAGAAUUUGGUUCGCCAUUGGCGCAUUCUGACAGUGUCGAGGAAUCUCCAUUUGCCCUGAUGGGUAAUCGGUCGGGAUGCAGAUCGCCCAGUAAGGGCUUGCGGACGCCAGCCUCCAGCGAUGUUGAAGAGCAUGAACUAGGGGAUUUUCCUCCGCAGAGCAGGGUUCAGGUUCCCGUACGCGGGGUGGCGUACCGGACCCUUGAUGAACUCGUUAUUGAAAAGAAUAUCGACUCUCGUAUUUGGCUUCCUAGACCUGUCCCGCGCGAGUUUGAUCCUGCCAAAGUCAAACGCCGACCCCUGACAAGGCCACCAAGUCCAGCAAAACCCGCUUCCUCAAACAGUUCCUCGUCUUUUAAAACACCUCCGGAGUGUUCGAAGACAAAGCCCCACAUAUCUAAUGCCGAGAGUGCCAAUGUCAGGACCAGUCGCGGUAGACCCUCGUGGCUCACACCAAGUUUAUCAUUGCCAGCCCUACCAUUGCUAAAUUGCAGGGCGUUCACAAAGACGUGUGAGCAACCGGGGGCCAUUGAUUUGCACACGGGGUGGUCACCAGAAUGCGGUAAUCACAUUGAUUCCCCGCAGAACAGCUCCCACAUUCAGCUUGUCCGACACGAGGACGGCAGCCAAGCUAGUGCUUUUAUAGUUCAUUGCCCUCCUGGCUGCCUUCACGAGUCUUGUGUUUCGUCCUCUCCUCUUAUCUUCUCGGUCGAAGAAGUUGCAAAGUCCAAGUAUGUUGACGUUGCAGUUUCGCCGAUUUUUCGAGAAACUCAAGCAACUUGCAACGCCAUGAAAGUCGGAUUGCCAGUAACUGGCGAGUCACACGACGGCGACUUCCCUUGCGAUGUUGACGUUCGAUCGCCGAUGGCUAGAGGGACCCAACUCCCUUUCAGCGCCACAACACAGUACGUUCCUUGUUUGCAUCUAGUCUUGCAUUCAGUCGUCAUGCUUGAUGCGUUCAAGUAUAGACAUAGUUCCGCAAUCUUUAUUGAUCAUAUGUUCUCGAGGUUUCUGUUGAGGGUCGUGCUUGCUCACGCACUCUUGUAGGAUGUUGACGAUUCUUGGAAGGCCGACGCCUCCGACACAGUCUCCUCAGUCGCGAAAUAUGGCCUAGGAGUAGGGAACGGUGGCGAAUCACCGCGUCGAGUUCCCGUUGUCCAUAUAACGCAUUGGAUGUCGCAAAAUGUUGCGUCUCAUGGAUACCCUUGCAUACGUCGAGUGUAGUUGCUGUACCGUUACUUUGCUUGUCACGAGCAUAUCACUACUUCACUUUGCGAAGCAGAAGGGUCGCUGAACGGAC